AUGAAGAUGGAAGCGUCCACGCCCAAAGCGAGCAAGUCUCGGAGGCGAGACACGGACGACAGCCGGGCGGAGAGAAAGAGGAUCCAGGAUCGCUUGGCCCAACGGGCUACGCGGGAAAGGACCAAGAACCGUAUCGCCUAUCUCGAGCAACGUCUCAGUAGCCUCGAGGCUGGCGACAAGGACGGCGAGAUCACCAACCUGACGCGUAUUAUCGACAGUCUGCGCAACGACAACAAUCGCCUUCGGAAUGCAUUGGUUAAGAUGCGCACCGUCAUUGAUCAGGCCGUGCUGGCGGCUGACUCCUCUAGCGAGGCUCAAUCAACCACCAGGCCUUGUGGAUGCAGCAUGCAGUCCUCCUGCACCUGUGCUCAGACACCAUUCCCAGCGGCAACCCCUACGACAGCAUUUCAAGAUCCAAAUGCUGCCUUUCGUCAUACUUCAGUCUCUUCGACCGACACUUCCGAGGUGACCGAGGUGAUCAACGGCCACAGCCUAGGCCUCAACGUGGAUGUGGCACAGCCUGAGCCAAUGGGCUCCGUGACGGGCCUCGAGGACUUUUUUGACUUCAACCCGAACUCGCUGCUGGAGAUGUUCGAAAUGGGUAGUACCACAGGCUUCAGUGCUUGGCAGCCACAGACACCCUCUCCGUUCGACUAUCGCUUUCCCUCGUCUGAUGCAGUGGUAAAAGUGGCCCCGGACGUGGACAAAUGGCAUGUGUCCAACGGGGCCUUCAUCAGUUGCUUAGACAGCGUCAAGAAACAGACGGCAUCGACCGCCACCCUUGACAUGCAUGUGCCGUUCAAGGCGGCGAUUUGGGGUUGGGACAACGUCGGACCGGAAGCUCAGCACCCGGUAUGGAAUGCACUGCGGCAGGUUGAUCAGAGGGUUUUUGGCACAUGGACGUCCAAAGCGCAAAGAAUCGCCUUGAUGUAUGUCUGCCAGACACUGAUCCAAUACCGAGAAAAUCCCACCAAAGAGAACCUGGAGCGGGUGCCAGUCUUUCUGCGGCCGAGACCGUCACAAGAAAAUGUCCAACAUCCGGCAGUCAUAGAUUUUCUCGUAUGGCCGGGACUUCGCGAUCGACUCGUCUUCGAGCACAAGAAAUACACCUCAACAGGCGACUUCUCGGCCGCCUUUGUCGAGAACUUCAACUUCUACUGGCCCUACUCGGACCGCGACAUAUUCGCGUACAACCCGGUCCAGAACCGGUACGAAGUAUCCAAGAUCUUCCUCGAGUACGCGUACAACUUCAAGAAUUGGACCAUGAAGCCGAGCUUCUUCAAGAAGUUUCCCGAGAUGCAGCACGACAUCGCCGCCUUUGAGGGGACCAUGGACUUCCCGAAGGCGAGCUGGUCAGUAUGA
This is a messenger RNA of Fonsecaea multimorphosa CBS 102226, 1362 nucleotides long. RefSeq lists its product as uncharacterized. The coding region runs from base 1 to 1362 and encodes 453 amino acids. Gene Ontology annotation, molecular function: DNA-binding transcription factor activity. The record is from RefSeq and is a predicted model, not a curated record. Gene Ontology annotation, biological process: regulation of DNA-templated transcription. NCBI's taxonomy places the organism in Eukaryota, Fungi, Ascomycota, Eurotiomycetes, Chaetothyriales, Herpotrichiellaceae. The transcript has 3 exons.